UGUUAGUGUGUAGUGUUGUUUAGUUCCCUGGCGCUUAAAAUCUCGGAACUCCUCGGGAGAUUAAAACACGAACAACUUGACAAAUUCUCGUCACACCGGAAAUACACUGCAAACCAGCUGAAGUUAAAAAUCUCAUCGACGAAAGAAUGUCAGAAGGCGAGCUUGUGUUUCCUCUGAAGUGUUCUGUACAGAACUAUGCCUGGGGUAAACUUGGCAGUGAGAGUGAAGUGGCCUCACUUCAGAAAGCCGCUGAUCCAUCCUUCCAGAUAGAUGAUGAUACUCCCUACGCUGAGUUAUGGAUGGGAACACAUGUCAACUGCCCAUCAAAGGUAAAAACACCCAAGGGAAGCAACCUCUCCCUGAAAGACUGGAUUACCCAGCAUCCCGAGCAGCUGGGAGAGGCAGUCAGGAAAAAGUUUGGGGAUGACCUACCAUUCUUGUUCAAGGUUCUGAGUGUCAACAAAUCACUGUCUGUUCAAGCUCACCCAAACAAGGUUCAGGCAGAGAAGCUUCAUAAAACCUUUCCUGACAUUUACAAGGAUGACAAUCACAAACCUGAACUGGCCAUCGCCCUGACGCCAUUCAAAGCCUUGUGUGGAUUCCGUCCCAUUCAGGAAGUUGCUGAUUUCCUGUCAAAGAUUGAGGAGUUACGAGCCGUGGUGGGUGGACCCAAGGCCUGUAAACUGAUCUCGGCGAGUAAGACCCCCGACAUGCCCCUCCAGAGGGAGGCCAUGAAAGACUGCUUCACGGCGCUGAUGAAACGGGACCCAGAGAGCGUCCAAUCAGAGCUCAAACUUCUCAUCAAUAGAUUACAGAAUCUAGACAAUGCUGGGACUGACACCAGUGUGUUUGAGAGUGAGGUUCUCUAUAAGUUAUACAAGGAGUUCCCUGGAGAUGUGGGCUGUUUUACUGUGUACUUCCUUAACGUGAUAACACUCCAGCCGGGAGAAAGCAUGUUCUUAGAAGCCAAUCUACCUCACGCUUAUCUCUCUGGGGAUACGAUGGAGUGUAUGGCUUGUUCAGACAAUGUGGUGCGAGCAGGACUGACCCCUAAAUUCCGAGAUGUUCAUACGCUGUGUGAAAUGUUAGACUACACGGGUAAACCAGCAAGUAAAACCAAGUUCACAGGAAAAUCCGUCACGGAGGAUAAAGUCACAAUAACGACCUUCAGUCCGGCAAUCAGAGACUUCGCUGUCAAGAAAUUCCAGACCAGCCCUGGUUGUACGUCUCUAAAGCUCGCCGCUUUACCCAGCCCUAGCAUUACCAUCGUGAUUCAGGGAAACGGAAUCGCAAACAACGCAACACUGGAGUCAUCACUUCCUGUCAAUCGGGGCGAGAUCUUCUUCACGUCGGUCAAUCAGGAGGUUACGAUAGAUGUGUCCUCGGAAUCCAUGCUUCUGUUCCAGGCCUACGCUGCGGUGUAAAGGCUUUCAUAGACAGUAGAAGUGCCUGACCUCAAAUCCUUGUCUAAAGCUGACAGUUUAUUUCUUGCAUAAUUCCCAAUAUAUUAUUAUGUAUAGUUGAAGCUUUUCCCUUGCUAGGAUGAUCUCCCUGUUUCAAUCUAUAAUCUGUUAAUAGCUUUAUAUAAUGUUAAUUUGCUUGAUUUAUUCUUCUUAAUCUUUAUCAUUAUAAAUUGCAGUUAGACAUGCCAAAUGUUACGAUUUCACACAAGUGAAAUUAAGUUAGAAAGUCUAAACAAAUUAACAUAACUUGGAAUUAAAGUUUUAAUUUGAUAUUUUUGUUACCAGAAUGGAAAUUUCCAUUGAUAUUUAAAACUUAAUUUAUACUUGACUGUCAACUUGUAUCGUGACUGGGCUACGUGUAGUUAUUGUAUGAGAUAUCUUUAAUGGUGCAUUAUUUGUGUGGUAUUUGUUCAAAAUGUAUGUAAAGCUAAGCUUUUAAUUUUUAUUCCUUUUUUGAUGUUUGUUUAUUUUAUUUUGUUCUAUAUGAGCUUUUGUUCCUCUAUCCGAUGGAUCAUUAUUCCACUUUUAAAAAUUAGUUCUCGAUGAUGAAGGUGAAACCAAAGUUCUUUGUUUAUUGUAUCAAAUGCAAUAAAGGGCUUAUGAUGGAAA
Molecule: messenger RNA, 2072 nt
Organism: Saccostrea cuccullata (small rock oyster)
Lineage: Eukaryota; Metazoa; Mollusca; Bivalvia; Ostreida; Ostreidae
Product: mannose-6-phosphate isomerase-like
Exons: 8
Coding region: 147-1424 (425 amino acids)
Biological process (GO): carbohydrate metabolic process; GDP-mannose biosynthetic process
Cellular component (GO): cytosol
Molecular function (GO): zinc ion binding; mannose-6-phosphate isomerase activity
Source: RefSeq, a predicted model, not a curated record